Pongo pygmaeus (Bornean orangutan) is the source of this 8444-nucleotide messenger RNA. RefSeq names its product defective in cullin neddylation 1 domain containing 2 (gene DCUN1D2). Bases 4858 to 5592 code for a protein of 244 amino acids. Gene Ontology annotation, cellular component: ubiquitin ligase complex. Gene Ontology annotation, molecular function: cullin family protein binding; ubiquitin-like protein binding; ubiquitin conjugating enzyme binding. The record is from RefSeq and is a predicted model, not a curated record. The transcript has 7 exons. NCBI's taxonomy places the organism in Eukaryota, Metazoa, Chordata, Mammalia, Primates, Hominidae. Gene Ontology annotation, biological process: protein neddylation.
GAGCUGUAGGGGCCGCGGGGCAGAGGCCGGGGCCGAGCCGGAACCCAGGCCGGGGGCUUCCCAGGGCGGCUCCGAAACGGGCAGUCGAGGCAGGCGAGGGCUCGGCUGCUCCUGCGGGCGUCUGUGCAGAUGCUGAGGCUGUUGUCCAAAACAGCGCAAGGAAGGAAUCCGCGAGAAGCUCAGAUUCGCGGGCGAGGCCCUGCCGCCGGGAGGGGAAGGAGAGGCGCAGCGGGGCUGUAGCGUGGCUCUAGCUGUGCAUCUGUGGAGCUGCAGCCCAGGAGGGAGGCUGCUGGAGGCGCACAUCAGUUACUUUGAAAUGUGGUGGAAAUGGUGAUGGAUGGGAUUUAUUCAGUCCACAUCGGUUCAGAGGCCAGCAAGGUGUUGCUAGGUGUGACUGGUGCUGGGCCAGGCGUGAUUUUGGCGUUGAGGGAGUUGAUGCCCCAGCAGGGGAGACAGGCACCAGAUGCACAACUGUUUGACCGCAGUUGAGACAAGGGCUAAGGCACGGGUUCCAGGAACCUGUAGGAUGCAGGUGUGGGAGUGGUGUCAGAUGCUGAGGGUGUGAGUUGAACGGUGGAGAAUUUCUCUGGAAAUGAGCCAGAGAAAAAGUGAGGUGCCGGGGCAGCCAGCCGUAUGCGGCUCCAGGCGGAAAAAACAGAAUGCACAGACCCUUAGUGGUAGGCGAUGGUGACGUAUAGGAGCUGAAAGAUUGUCCUGGCUAAGGCACAGAGAGCCACCGGAGAAGGGACGCGGUAACGUGUGGAGGGGAGUGGAGGGUGAACAAGCUUCAGGAUGGGAGAAGAGCCACAAAGGAGACUGAGAAGGACUGGUAGGAGAAACCAGGAGGAUGUGUCGAAAACCAAGAGGAUGGCGUUUAAAGGAGGAGGGAGCCAUCAGCAGUGCUGAACGAAAGAGCAGCUGAAAAGAUCCCACUGACCGCAGCAGUCAAGCUUUUGUGACCCUUAGGGGUCGCUGCGGAGGCCGAGCUGGAGCGAGUUAGGAUGCACACCUGGGCAGGUAGAGAUAGCUUGCUCCAGCUUUUAGGAGGACAGGGGCAGAGUGGACAGGAACUUAGUUUGGGGAAAACUUGAACAUGUUCAGGAUGCUGGAGAGGAGCCUUCCGCUGCUGCCGAGGUUGGAGAUCCAACAGCAGGGAUGAAUUUAACUCCCCCUCCCUCUAGCGUGCUGUAUACCGAAACGGAAUCAAAGUGAUCCAUAAGCUUACGUAGUUUAUUUGAUCAACGUGAUUGGCCUGCCAGCCCCGUGUAAGUUGACCCUAAGGACAUUUUAAGAGUAGUUUCUUUCCAUUUUACAUAUGGGUAUCCUUGGUGCCAGAUUAUAUGAGUCGUUUUUCACAAGGUCACAAUUAAAGUGUUUGAGACUUUUUUAUAGUUUAGAGAUUUUAUUUGCUGUUUCCACUGGAUUGUCCAGAUUAUUUCAAGAAUUGUGUACAUUUUAACAGAAAUAAUGAAACCUAGAAAAUGCCUCCCCCCGCCCCGCCCCAUGUACACACUUUAAAAGCUGGCCUUAAUAAUUUAAUUUGCAUGAUGUGGUAAGCCUCAGUGAAGGUUGUGAGCUUGAAGGGCGGCCCUAGUUCCAGUGUAUCCACCUUGAUUAGAUUGACCUGGGUUCAGUCCUGUCUGGGUGCACUCGAGGCUUCUUGCCAACGUCUGGGCUUUUGUUAAUUUGACCUGGGUUCAGUCCUGUCUGGGUGCACUCAAAGCUUCCUGCCAAUGUCUGGGCCUUUGUUAAUUUGACCUGGGUUUAGUCCUGUCUAGAGGGACUCAGGGCUUCCUUCUCUCCCCUGUAGUUUUUUAGUUGACGAGCCUUUUUGUUUCCUAAGAAGCUUUAUGCCAGUUCCCUUUUUCAGAAGAGGUAACUUGGGUCUCAGUCACUUUUGGACACGAAGCACCUAGUCUUUAGACUUAGCUAUCGAUCAUUGCUUUAAUCACUGUUAUUUUAUGGAGAAACCUGUAAGGGGUGACAUCAAAUGAUUGCAGCUUUGUUGACUGGCCAGAGGCCUGUUAAUGGACUAAGCCUAGACCCCAAAGCUUCUCUUGCUGAUUCACAACCAGUGCCUUGGCACCCCCGUGUGGUUCAAGGUUUGCUGGAGUAUCUUGUGACAUCAGACAAUUUGAGUAGAUUGCAGGGGGAUCUUCAUGUUUCUGGAUACCAACUUCUGUCCACUCUUUAGCUAACAGUAGUGAUUCAAAGCCACUUUGAGUGGCCUGGAUCCAUGUGUUCCUGCAUCUGUUCUUCUAGAGUUCCAAGAAAUUAGGCUGCUGGUGUAAUGGUGUUGUCACAUAUUAGGGGAGGCUUCAAGGGGUUAUCGGUAGGAGCUCAAGAUCAGACACCAUCGUAUCUUCCAGAUUUCCCGGUGUGGAGUCAUCAGUUGUAUAAUGCUGGUUAAAUAAUUCAGUCGCCAAAGAGUAUAUUAUUCUGCUGAUUAGUCUUGGAGGGUUUGAGGGUACAAUGUUGAAUUUUUUUAGGUGAAAUUCAUAUAAAAUUAACUAUUUUAAAGUGUACAAUUCAGUGGUGUUUAGUACGUUCACAAAUUUGUGGAACCACCACCUCUAUCUAGUCCUAAAACAUUUUUGUCACCCCGAACGAUAACUGUACCCAUUAGCAGUCACUCCCAACUCCUCCCUUGCCCCAGCCCCUGGCUACCACUCACCUUUCUCUCUAUAUAGAUGUGCCCAUUCUGGAUAUUUCAUAUAAGUGGAAUUGUACAUUGUGUGGCUGGAAUCGCACACUGUGCGGCCGGACUCAUGUGCCGUGCGGCCGGAGUCGUGCGCCGUGGCUGGAGUUGUGCGCUGUGCGUGUGGAGUUGUGCGCCGUGUGGCUGGAAUCAUACACUGUGUGGCUUCUUGUGCCUGGUUUCUUUUACUCAGUGUCAAAAGUUCAUCCAUGUGGCAUGUAUCAAUACUUCAUUCCUUUUUAUGGCUGAAUUAUGUUCCGUUAUAUGGAUAUACUAAAUGUCAUAUAACCGUGGCAGAAUUUUUAAAUCUAGCAAUGAUGACCACUUGCAUAGUAAUCAUGGCUGUUCCUAGUGAUGGACCAUUUUGGGGGCUGCACUUCUGUCUUUAUCCUAAGGUUUUUGAGGUAAUUCUUGGCUUUGCUCAUCCUCCCUUGGGAAGGCUGUCAACUUCAUAAAAAGACUCUAGCUGUAUCUUUUGUCAGCUUACUGUCGGAGACUAUGGGAUCUGCCUUAAUUUAGCUAAAUUUGAUCUUACCAGAGAAUACAACCUUGAAUUUUUUGUUUAGUUCUUUUCAAAAGCUCAGUUUCAGGAAAUAAUGUAGUGAAUAUGUAUUCCAUUGAUUCCUCUAGAAUCUAGAUCAGGGUCGGCAAACUACAGCCCACAGGCUAGCUGUCUGUUUUUGUAAAUUGAGUUUUACUGGAACACAGCCUACGGCUGUCUGCUUUUGCAACAGACCCACAGGCCUGAGAUGGCAGAGAUGGCUGCUGUCUGGAACAUUAAGAGAGAAAGUUGGCUGAGUGAAGGCUUCUGAUCUUCUUCAUCCAUUCUUAAUCUGAGUUCUACCUUCUCCUUAUGAGGACUUUGCAGAUGGGCUUAAGCCAUCUGUGAAACCCCUGAAAUUUUAUGCAAAGCUGCCUGCACAUGUGAGGUCCAUAUAUGUUUUCCUGGAGGGCGGACCUGUGACUCCUCAGAUUCCAAAAGGGAUCCAAGACUCCCAAAUGCUCAACACUGAUUGUUCUGAGUAGCCGAAAUGUUAAUUGCCUAGCCUCACCUGAAUUAGCAGUUCUCUAAGUGUUUAGUCUCAGGAGUUCGAUGUGGUUUUUGGGUUGUUUUUUUGUUUUCUAACUUUUAGGUUCAGGGGUACAUGUGCAGGUUUGUUAAAAAGGUCAACUGUGUGUCAUGGGAGUUGGUGUACAGAUUAUGUCGUCAGCCAGGUACUAAGCACAGUAGCCGGUGGGUAGUUUUGGGAUCCUCUCCCUCCUGCCACCCUCGAGCAGGCCCUGGUGUCUGUUGUUCCUUCUUUGUGUCCACGCCUGCUCAGUGUUCAGCUCUCACUUACAAGUGAGAACAUGUGGCAUUUGGUUUUCUGUUCCUGCGCCAGUUCACUUAGGAAAAUGGCCUCCAGCUCCAUCCAUGUUGCUGCAAAGGACAUAAUCUCAGUCCUUUUUAUGGCUAUGUAGUAUGCCAUGGUAUAUAUGUAGCACAUUUCCUGUAUGUUUUUAAGAAUGAUUGGAACCCCAGUCAUUCUUAAAUGAGAGCUCUUGUUUAUGUGGGUAAUAGUCAUCAAUAUUGACCAUAUUAGAAAUUAAAAUAGUAUUAAAAUAUUUCUAUAAUUAAUUAGCAAUAAUAAACCCAUUACAUUUUUGCAAAUAUCUUAAUGUCUGGCUUGCUAAAAGAUAGGCUCUCAAAUCUCACGUUCAUUUCUGUGAUAUCAUAAGCCUUGCAGCCCACGGAGGCCUCUGCUGUGCACUCUGUGAGAAUGAGCAAGGCCGGUGGCAGCUUAGUACACUCGGGAAGGUAGUUCUGUGGGACUCCUGAAAGGCUUCAGGACCCAGGGUCCCAGAUGCACAUGGGAGAGUACGUAUCUGGACAGCGUUAUCUUAAUGCCUCUGCAGAAUCGUCCUCUGGUAUUUUGGCAUCAGCAUGCUUUUUGAUUGCCUGUCUCAAAAAAAAAAAAAAAAAACUUCUGGAAGCUGGCUCUGCUGUACGUGGUUGGCAUUUUGGUGAGGAAUUGGUAUGUGUGAGGGGACAUUGAACUUUGUGAGGAGCCGCAGGAGACAUUUCCCUCAGGUUUUAGGCCAGAAGGGUCUGUAUCUGUACCACUUCUGAGCUGCUGCAUAAGCUUAAAUCGUCUCAGAAGGACAAGGUCCGCCAGUUUAUGGCGUGCACUCAGGCUGGCGAGAGAACUGCUAUCUACUGCUUAACGCAGAAUGAGUGGAGACUAGACGAGGCCACGGACAGCUUCUUCCAAAACCCAGACUCGUUCCACAGGGAGUCCAUGCGGAACGCUGUGGACAAGAAGAAGCUGGAGCGGUUGUACGGCAGGUACAAAGAUCCACAAGAUGAAAACAAAAUUGGAAUCGAUGGGAUUCAACAGUUUUGUGAUGAUCUGAGCCUGGAUCCUGCCAGUAUCAGUGUAUUGGUCAUAGCAUGGAAGUUCAGGGCCGCAACUCAGUGUGAAUUUAGCAGAAAGGAAUUUCUAGAUGGCAUGACAGAACUUGGGUGUGACAGCAUGGAGAAGCUAAAGGCUCUUCUGCCAAGACUGGAGCAGGAGCUGAAGGACACAGCCAAAUUUAAAGAUUUUUAUCAGUUUACCUUCACCUUCGCUAAGAAUCCAGGGCAGAAAGGUUUAGACUUAGAAAUGGCUGUUGCAUAUUGGAAAUUAGUGUUAUCUGGAAGGUUUAAAUUUCUAGAUCUCUGGAACACAUUCUUACUGGAACAUCACAAAAGAUCAAUUCCAAGGGACACCUGGAACCUCCUGCUGGACUUUGGAAACAUGAUUGCGGAUGAUAUGUCUAACUACGAUGAAGAAGGAGCUUGGCCUGUUCUUAUAGAUGAUUUUGUAGAAUAUGCACGGCCAGUAGUCACAGGUGGAAAACGCAGCCUUUUCUAGGCAGCAAGUUAAGCAGGAGUAAGAUUAUGAAAUGAUUUGUAUCCUGCAAGGAGAUUUCAGUCAGUUCCUGGGUGCACUGUCACUGAUUCCAGAAGUCAUUCUUGACCAGCCAUGAAACCAGAGGAGCCGUCCCAUUCUGCCAGAGGACAGCAGCGGCUGCUUUGUGGACACCGCAGGAAGUUCCUCAGGACACGGCUGCUUUGGGAUGUUUGGAGAUUUAUCAUCAUAGCUAUUGCAUUAGGAAAUUUCUGCAUGAUUUUUUAAUAUUUACAAAACACUAAGGUAGAGCCAUAGCGCCGCCUGUGGGACCGCAGAGCAUGCUGCGUAGUUCGCGCCGUCAGGCGAACCAGCGUCUGGCAGAGCGCUGCCCAGUCGCCCUGGAAACACGGCAUGUGUCCUCUGCAGGAUGCUGCGUUUUUAUACAAGUCAAAGCUGUUAAGAAUGUGCCCUAAAGGAGAUGAUCUUGUCGUAGAGUCUAAUGUUUUUUAAAAUUGGUACCAGGAAUUCAAGAUUUAUAUUUUUUGAAUUAUCGAAUAUCUAGAUUUACCAGCUCUAUUUUUGUUUUCAUUUUCUCUAGACAUUCAUCUGAAAAUCAUUUUAUGGUUCUCAAUCCCCAUGUAGCUUUGCACAGCAACGGCACACGUAGCAUGAUUCCAGCAGAGUUUAUCUCACACCAUUUAUACAUCAGUGGGCCUCUCUUAAUUAAAUAUUAUUUGACCUGCCUGAGAAGCUUCAUAAAGUAUGUUUUUUUAAAAUAUAUUUUAAUUACAUUUAAAAAGACAUUGUUCCAUGAAAAACAUUUCUUUUAUGAGUGAUGAAAUUAUAGAUUCUAAAAUCAGGGCCGGGCGCGGUGGCUCACACCUGUAAUCCCAGCACUUUGGGAGGCCGAGGCAGGCGGAUCAUGAGGUCAGGAGAUCAAGACCAUCCUGGCAAAACACGGUGAAACCCCGUCUCCACUAAAAAAUACAAAAAAAUUAGCCGGGCGUGGUGGCGGGCAUCUGUAGUCCUAGCUACUCGGGAGGCUGAGGCAGGAGAAUGGCGUGAACCUGGGAGGCGGAGCUUGCAGUGAGCCGAGAUCGCGCCACUGCACUCCAGCCUGGGCGACAGAGCAAGACUCUGUCUCAAAAAAUUAAUUAAUUAAUUAAAUAAAAUAAAAUUGGUGCCAGGAAUUCACGAUUUAUAUUUUUUGAAUUAUUGAAUAUCUAGAUUUACCAGCUCUAUUUUUGUUUUCAUUUUCUCUAGACAUUCAUCUGAAAAUCAUUUUAUGGUUCUCAAUCCCCAUGUAGCUUUGCACAGCAACGGCACACAUGGCACAAUUCCAGCAGAGUUUAUCUCACACCAUUUAUGCAUCAGUGGGCCUCUCUUACUUAAAUGUUAUUUGACCUGCCUGAGAAGCUUCAUAAAGUUUUUUAAAAAUAUAUUUUAAUUACAUUUAAAAAGACAUUUUUCCAUGAAAAACAUUUGUUUUAUGAGUGAUGAAUUGUAAUUUUAAAAAUCAAGGCCGGGCGUAGUGGCUCACACCUGUAAUCCCAGCAUUUUGGGAGGCCGAGGCAGGUGGAUCACCUGAGGUCAGGAGUUUGAGACCAGGCUGGCCAACAUGGUGAAACCCUGUCUCUACUAAAAAUACAAAAAUUAGCCGGGCGUGGUGGCACAUGCCUGUAAUCCCAGCUACUCAGGAGGCUGAGGCAGGAGAUUCGCUUGAACUCAGGAGAUGGAGGUUACAGUGAGUCGAGAUCGCGCCACUGCUCUCCAGCCUGGACGACAGAGUGAGAUUCUGUCUCAAAAUAAAUACAUACAUACAAUAAAAUCGAAUGAGUUGGUUCUUUCCACCCUCUUGUGGUGCCCACAGUGCCCAGCAUCCAGACCUUUGUGCCCCUGUGCACAUUUGGAAGCUAAAAUGUACAUGGUUGUCCAAAAAAACCCAGCCCCAAAACCUUCAUCUGAUUGGUGAGCUGAAGUCUGUCCUUGCGCCAUGUUAUCUGUUUCUCGUGUCCACCUGGUCGAGGAGGACCCACGAGUGCUGCCCAGGCGUGGAGGGCUGGUAUUGAGUUGUGGACAUCACUGCUGACCCUACCUCACGUGCCGAGACUCUCAUGUCACAAGUGUGCCUUGCUGCCCCCUGCAGCACCGUGCAGGACGUGGACCAGCUGGAGCUGCUCCCCAGCAGAGAGGAGAGUCGCUGCAGACAACCUAGCUGCGGUGUAAGAGAGCAUGGCCCAGACAUGCAGCUGGGUUGGCUUCUGAGAACAGGACUCACCCUGGGCUUCAGGAACAUCUGAUGACUGAGGUUCGUGCGUUUGGUGGCUGUAGGACGAACUGUCGAUGCUUCUCAGCAGAGAUGGUCACAGAGGGCAGCAGGGACAGGACUGGAAGGGACCUGCAGCCUACAGACCCCGCCUGGCCCCCGCUGGCUUCUGGCUGGUCCAGUGAUGGGCAAGUGACAGAUCUUCCCCAGGCUCUGCUUCCAGAACUCUAAUGGGAAACUGGGCCUGUCUACCUUUAGAAGUCUUCGAUUCUCAGAGAGCAUUUGUCUAAUACAACAAAAACUGGCUUUAAUAAAAACCUCAAAAAUGUGAGCGCAUCUUCUAGGCUUCAUGGAUUCUUGACAUGUAAUUGUUUUGUUCAGAAAAGUUCAUAGAAUUCAGAUAAUUCUGUAUAAAUUAUGGAAAUGCACAGUACUUUUUUGUUUUUGAGAUUUAAAGUUCUAAGGGAUUGUCAAUAGAUAUCAAAAUAUUAAUCAUUGGACAAAGGCUUUUCCAAAAAUUGUGGGGUUUUUUCUUCUGUUGUAUCCAUUUGAGUCCUGCAUGCUGUGAAAUGCUGAGAACAGAAGCAUUAAAUUGGUUUUUCUUGGG